CAAAACACACACUACUCUCUCUCACAAGUCUCACCCACACAAACUCACACUACACUCAUAGGACGUGAAAUCUGACUGAAAUGGCAGCAAGUCUCCAACAAACUCCGAUCACGUUCGGGUGCCGUUCACCGCCGUCGACUCAAAUCCCCACGGCACCCACCGCCAAGCUCUCCCUCACUUCCACCUUCACCACCGGCCUCAAAAUCCCCAAACUCACCAUAAAACCCCGCUCCUCCUCCUCCUCCAACACCAACCGCAGCCACGGCGCCGCCGGGGCACGAAUGGCAGACACUGCAGCCGGAAGCUACGCCACCGCCUUAGCCGAGGUCGCCCAGUCCAACGGAACCCUAGAGCAAACCGCAGCCGACGUGGAGAAGAUUGAGCAGCUCUUCUCCGACCCGGAGGUCUCUGCCUUCUUCGCAAACCCCACUGUCGACGAAGAGAAGAAGCGUAACGUCGUCGACGAGAUAGUGAAGUCAUCGGAAUUACAGCCCCACGUGGCGAACUUCCUCAACAUCCUCGUGGACAUGAAGAGAACGGACAUCGUGAACGACAUCGUAAAGGAGUUUGAGCUGGUGUAUAAUUCUCUGACGGAAACUGAGAUGGCGGUGGUGACGUCAGUUGUGCAAUUGGACUCCCAGCAUUUGGCCCAAAUUGCGAAGGGGGUCCAGAGAUUGACUGGGUCCAAGAAUGUGAGGAUUAAGACUGUAAUCGACCCGUCUCUUGUGGCUGGGUUUACAAUUAGGUAUGGGCUCUCCGGGUCAAAAUUGAUCGAUAUGAGUGUGAAGAAGCAACUUGAGGAUAUUGCUGCUCAGCUUGAUCUGGGGGAUAUUCAAUUAGCUGUAUAACUUUUUCUUUUUCUUAAACAAAAAAAAAAGAAGAAUUAGUUGUUUUUAGUUUUGGCUUUACGGAUGAUUUUUUUGUACAAGUAAUAUUAUUGUUUUUGGUAAGGACAAGCCAAGUAAAGAUAUUGUCUGAAUUUUCUUUGGUAGCA
Coffea eugenioides is the source of this 994-nucleotide messenger RNA. Its product is annotated as ATP synthase delta chain, chloroplastic. The coding region runs from base 81 to 848 and encodes 255 amino acids. Gene Ontology annotation, molecular function: proton-transporting ATP synthase activity, rotational mechanism. Gene Ontology annotation, biological process: photosynthetic electron transport in photosystem II; photosynthetic electron transport in photosystem I; proton motive force-driven ATP synthesis. NCBI's taxonomy places the organism in Eukaryota, Viridiplantae, Streptophyta, Magnoliopsida, Gentianales, Rubiaceae. Gene Ontology annotation, cellular component: chloroplast thylakoid membrane. The transcript has a single exon. The record is from RefSeq and is a predicted model, not a curated record.